Messenger RNA from Panthera uncia (snow leopard), 1171 nucleotides. RefSeq names its product SLAM family member 7 (gene SLAMF7). Gene Ontology annotation, cellular component: external side of plasma membrane. The transcript is spliced from 7 exons. The record is from RefSeq and is a predicted model, not a curated record. Gene Ontology annotation, biological process: T cell activation. The coding region runs from base 144 to 1157 and encodes 337 amino acids. Lineage: Eukaryota; Metazoa; Chordata; Mammalia; Carnivora; Felidae.
AAAAAAAAAAAAACAACUAGAGACAGCUCAUGGUCACAUGUCACUUUCACGGUCCCUCCUAUAAAAACGUCAGCUAAAGGAGAGGUGUGUGCACUGUGCAAAGGAGGCGGAAUCAUUUGAGUGACUGACAUCCAGACAACAACAUGCUUGCUUUCCCAGCAUGCUUCAUCCUUGUCCUUCUCUGCCAGCAUCCGGGGCCAGCAACCUCUGGAGCCCCGAAGGAGCUGGUUGGUAACCUUGGUGGGUCUGUGACUUUCCCUCUGAAGCUCCCAGGAAUUCAGAUAGACACUAUCGUCUGGACGUUCAACACAACCCCUCUCGUCACCAUAGAGCCAAAAAUGCCAGACAGACAAGCCAACAUCAUAGUGACCCACAGUCAUAACAAGGAAAGGGUGAAGUUUUUACAAGGAAACUACUCCCUGAAGCUCAGCAAACUGAGUAAGAAUGACUCUGGUGACUACCGCAUGGUGAUAUACAGCUCUUCCCUCAAAGACUCCUUCAGCCAGGAGUAUAGGCUGCGUGUCUAUGAACACCUAUCAAAGCCUAAAGUUACCAUGGGUCUGCAGAACAAUGAGAAUGGCACCUGUCUCACCAAUCUGACAUGCUUCAUGGACCAGGGAGGAGAGGAUGUGACCUACAGCUGGGAGUCCCUGGGGCAGGCAGCCAAUGAGUCCCAUAAUGGCUCCAUCCUCCCCAUAUCCUGGAGGCUGGGAGAAAGGGACACGAUCUUCAUCUGUGUGGUCAGGAACCCCAUCAGCAGCAACUCUUCAAACCCCAUCUUUGCCUGGAAGCUCUGUGAAGGUGCGGCUGCUGACUCAGAAUCGUUCAUGAUCUUGGCUUCCCUGGGGGUGCUGUUGCUGAUCAUUGCCUUUGCACUGAUGCCGUUUCUGUUGAUUAUGCAGAGAGAAAAAAGAAAAGAGUCCAUUGAAGAGAGGAAGGGAAUGGACACUCAUCAGGAAAUUCCUAACUACCACCCCCCGUCCGGAGAGACCCCAGUUUACGACACAAUCACUUGCGUUGAUAAAACUAUUCCAGAGGAAAAUCCAGAAAAAACACUUUAUUUCUCAGUGCAAAUACCUCAAAAGAUGGAGGAGCCCCACUCUACACCCAUAUCCCCAGACACACCAACGUUAUUUACCUAUGAGAUCGUCAACUAAACAGCAGUGCAUUG